Molecule: messenger RNA, 1257 nt
Organism: Trichomonas vaginalis G3
Lineage: Eukaryota; Parabasalia; Trichomonadida; Trichomonadidae
Product: phage tail repeat-like family
Exons: 1
Coding region: 1-1257 (418 amino acids)
Source: RefSeq, a predicted model, not a curated record
AUGAUUAAACAACAGCAACCACAACAACUUAAGGCGCAAAGCACCCAGGUCCUUCAGACCAUUACAUACGCCAUAUAUGCAUAUAAUUCAAAGACGGCAGAACAAACGCAAAGGUUGAAAUAUGGAGAUUUGGAGAUAGUAUUGAAAAAUGAACAUUUCGAAUUCGUUUGCAAAGGUGGUGCAGUGAUAUCAAAUAUAAAAGAAAUUUUAUUUAUGAAUUCUAAAAUUAAAGGUAUAACGGAUGAUAUAACAUCAAUUCCACCAGAAGAACAGAGAUAUUACGCAUUAAAUGCAUUUCCUAAAGUUUUGAAGAUUGGAAGAUUUAAUUUAAAUGAGGAAUUCAUAGAAGGUUUCCUAAAUGACAUAAUGAAGAAGGUGGAUAAGGAAUAUGUGGAUAGUGAGUUAGAGAAGAAGGCAAAUUUGGUUUAUGUUGAUGAAAAAGAUAAUGAAAUUAAAGAAAAGGUUGAAUGGUAUCAUGAAUGGACAUCGGAGACUUUUAAAGUUAAAGCUGAUACAGAAUGGGUUUCAGGAUGUUUAGACCUUAAGGCGGAUAAGAACCAUACACAUAACUCCUUCUCAACUGUUGCUAUAGAAAGUAUUGAAGGAACGGUUGGCGGAACUGAUGGGGAUGCAUUAUAUUAUAAUCCUCCUAACUUUCCACAAGGUUUAACAUCGAAUGAAAACAUAACAACGAAGAAAAAAAUUAGAUGUAAAAAUGUUUAUGUCAUGGAUGAUGAAAAUAAAGUUAAAUUCACUGCUCAAGAUUUAUAUGAUAAGAAAGCAGACAAAACAGAGCUUCAAACAUUAAAGACUGAAAUUCUUCAAACAUUAUAUCCUGUUGGUUCUAUUUAUACAUCAAUGAACUCAACAAAUCCAUCAACAGUUUUAGGUUUUGGUACGUGGAAGCAGAUUGUAGAUAAAUUCUUAUACUGUGCUAGAUAUUCAAAGCAAACAGGAGGUUCGAAGAAAAUUAAAGAAGCAAACCUUCCACCGCACACUCAUACAGGAACUACAAACACAACAGGUAAUCAUUCACAUUCAAUAACAAAAAGAGGUUAUACAAAUCUUGCAGCAGGUUCGGAUAGAUGGGGAAUGAAUAGAUAUGAUAUCACAACUGACCCAGUAGAUUCAAGCACAGGUAUUUUCUGUGGAACCGCAGGAAAUCAUUCACACACUUUCACAACAAAUCCAACAGGCUCGGGUAAAGAUUACAUGCCACCAUUUGUGACUGUAUUCGCAUGGUACCGCGUUCAAUAA